Ceutorhynchus assimilis (cabbage seed weevil) is the source of this 4310-nucleotide messenger RNA. The record is from the annotation of a GenBank genome assembly. Lineage: Eukaryota; Metazoa; Arthropoda; Insecta; Coleoptera; Curculionidae.
UCCGCAUUUUCGGACCCCUAAUAUACAAAUUGAAAAUCCGAGAAUUAUCGGAACUUUAGUAUGAACACUAGAGAUCCGAAUUUUCGGACCUCUAUCCACUGCCUUAAAUUUUACCCAAGGCAAUCUAAUCUGAACGGCCAAUGCGCGCUCGGGUGACACCAGACGUUCAUCGGAACACGCCCCGAUGAGAACGCUGCCUCCUACGGCAAGGAUAUUAUUAUGGAGAUGGAAAAGGAUAUUCCGUUUUUUUUUUCAGGACAUUUUUUAUAUUUCAUGACGUCUUAAAAUCCUUUCAAUCAGUCCUUUCAUUGGUCGUGUUCUAAUGGAAGUUGGCUUUUUUCCAAUGGGUGUGGCUGUUCGUUCGUGAAUCGUGGUCCUUGACCUCGCCGAAAUCGCCACAUCAUGGGCCUACUCUCCUAACCUAAAAAUAUUAUUAUUUUUGUGUAGAAAAAUCUUAAAAUCAUCUACACUACACUAACAGUAAUCAAUGCAAUGCAUUUAUUUAGAAGUACUUCUUUGUAUAAAUUGAUGAGCAGCACUUUAAAUUUACAAUCUGCUGUGCUGGUUAGGAGACAUUCCCUUGAGCCAUUGUAUAGUACCAUGUCUUUUAAUUAUCCAAAGCCCCCAAGAAGUGAAACAUGCAAGGAAAACUUCUUUGGGACAGAGGUCUCGGAUCCAUACAGAUGGCUAGAAGACCCAGAUUCAGAUGAAACUCGGAGCUUUGUUAAUGCACAAAACUUGAUUACUCGUCCAUUUCUGGAUAGUUGCCCCUAUAAAGAAUCUAUUAAAAGUAGGAUAACAAAUUUAUGGAAUUAUCCUAAACACUCGGCCCCUACCAAACAUGGAAAUAAAUAUUAUCAGUAUCGAAAUACAGGAAUACAAAAUCAGAGCGUUCUCUUCGUCCAGAAUACAUUAUUUGAUAAAGGAGAAAUAUUUUUGGAUCCCAAUGCAUUUUCAGAAGACGGUACAGUUGCCUUAUCAGCAACUUGUUUCUCAGAGGAUGGAAAUACAUUUGCUUAUGGUUUAAGCUCUAGUGGCUCUGACUGGGUUGAAAUUAGAUUCAAAAAUGUUAUAACUGGUGAAGAUUAUUCUGAAAUUUUAAAAAAGAUCAAAUAUUCCUCUAUGUCAUGGAUGCAUGAUAAUAAAGGCUUUUUUUAUGGGGGAUAUUUAAACCAAGUAGGAAAAGCUGAUGGGUCGGAAACCACAUCCAGUGAAAAUCAGAGACUUUAUUAUCAUGAGUUGGGAACAGAUCAAUCUCAAGAUGUAGAAGUUGUUGAAUUUGAAGAUAAAGAACUGAGAAUGGGAGGGCAUGUAAGUCACUGCGGCGAGUAUCUUAUAGUUACCCCAAUUAAAGGAUGCAAAAAUAAUCUGGUUUAUUUUGCAAGGAUAGAUCCGAAUAAAACAAUUACAAAAAAAUUGGAACUUACACCUGUUGUUACAAACUUUGAAGCUGAUUAUGAGUAUGUGACCAACAUAGGAAGCAAAUUUUUAUUCCGUACCAAUAAAGAUGCCUUGAAUUAUAAAAUAGUUGCCAUAGAUUUUAAUAAUCCGGUAGAAUCUGAAUGGGAAGAUCUUAUCGAAGAAAAUCCAAAAGAUGUUCUAGAUUAUAUUCAUGUUAUAAACAAUACCAUGCUUGUCGUUUGUUACUUGAAAGAUGUUAAACACACCAUGCACAUUUUCGACCUUAAAACAGGCAUAAAACUACAUGACUUCAAAUUGGAUAUGGGCACAAUUUAUGCAAUCACAGGCAAAAGAUACUACAACGAAAUGUUUUAUAGUUUUGGCUCUUUUUUGACUCCAAAUAAAAUUUAUAGGGUUGAGUUUACUGAUGGGCAAAUAAAAGAGGAGUUAUAUCAUGAAACCAAAGUAGGAAAUUUGGAUUCUUCCAUGUUUGAGACAAAACAAGUGUUUUAUAAAAGCAGAGAUGGGACUGAUAUUCCAAUGUUUAUUAUCAAUAAAAAGGGCAUUGUGAGAGAUGGCUCCAUGCCAUGUUUGCUUUAUGGAUAUGGUGGUUUUAAUGUCAAUUUAACGCCAUCAUUUGGAGUUUCAAGAUUAGUUUUUGUUAAUAAUUUUAAUGGAAUUUAUGCAUUAGCUAAUAUACGUGGAGGCGGAGAAUAUGGUGAUAAAUGGCACAACGGCGGUCGUUUUGAGAACAAACAAAACUGUUUUGAUGACUUUCAACAUGCAGCAAAAUAUCUCAUAGAGGAAAAGUAUACAAGAGCUGAUAAACUAACAAUUCAAGGAGGUUCAAAUGGCGGUCUCCUAAUUGCAGCCUGCAUCAAUCAAGCUCCAGAGCUGUUUGGUGCUGCCAUAUGUCAGGUUGGGGUAUUGGAUAUGCUGAGGUAUCAUAAAUUUACCAUUGGCUAUGCUUGGAAGACUGAUUAUGGUUGUUCAGAAGAAGAGGAACAAUUUAAAUAUCUUUAUAAAUAUUCUCCACUCCAUAAUAUUACUAUACCCAAAGAUGGUGUGCAGUAUCCAGCAACAUUACUAUUGACAGCUGACCAUGAUGAUCGAGUAGUGCCUUUGCAUUCAUUGAAAUUUAUUGCAGAGUUGCAAACCAAAAUUGGUAGUUUCCCUCAACAAAAAAAUCCUUUGAUGAUAAGAAUUGAAACUAAGGCUGGUCAUGGAGCUGGAAAGCCAAUAGCAAAAAUUAUCGAUGAAGAAACUGAAGUUUUCUGCUUCAUUUCCAAAGCACUGGAUUUGCCAUUUUCGGAAUAAGUAAAUGGCUAAGCUCAAAAUGUUUUGCACAUACAGAUAUCAAUUUAUCUAGGUGCAUUUAAAUGCGUUUGUUUUUUUUUUAAUAAGUAUUUAAUGUUAGGAAAGAAAAUGGAAAAACAACUGUAUAUCUACCAAAAAAAUUCAGUAAUAUAUUUGAUUUGAUCAAUCUUUCUAAUCUGUAAAUAAAUCUGUCCGGCCGAAAUAUUUCUCCAUUAGAUAUGUUUCAACUUUACUAUUGAUUUUGUUAAAAUGUAUAGCAUAGAUUUAUUUUUAGACAAAAAAUAUCAAUUAUUUCGUUGAUGCUUUGUUUCUUCUUCAGUUCAGCUUUUUCUGCUGAUCAUUAAAUAUUUUCCCUUUUUUAUCAAUUAAAAUUCACAAAGCACGAAAAAUGAAUCUACUUGGAAGAUACAUUAUUUCAUACUGUGAAAUAAAUUCCAAUAAAAAUCAAAUCAAAUGGGGUUCACUUUAUUUUACACUCGGCAGAAAAUCAAGCCAUAUUACCGUUAAUUGACUAAACAAGACAAUACAAGCAAACUUUUGAAAAAAUCUAAUAUUCUUCUAGCCGUUUCUCUUAACAUAUAGGUAGGCCUAACAAUGUAAUAUUUAUACUUUUAGAUAGGAUAUGAAAGAUUCUUGUACUUAAUAUAGACAGUGUGUGUUGUGAAGGAUUUUUGUACGUAUUUAUUUGUAUUUGUGAGUCUUAUUUCUAUUUGCAGGAAAUAAGUGGUCAUAUAAAAAAUAUUGUAUGCAAGACCACAUGCAUAAAGAGUCUUUUUUUACUCUUGUGGAUGCUGCCUUACGGCUUGUGCGCAAAACCAUCCCAAUUAUGAAAAAAGCGUGUUUUAUGCAUUAGGUGCACAAAUUACUUAUAACUUUUUCCUUUUUUUUUCCUAAAGUUUAGUAUCAACCGUAUCACAUUGUAUUUUUGUUCUGUCUAUUUGUCUAUUGUGUCGUUUGGAAAAAUAAAUUAUUCUUUUCUAUUUUAUCGUGUUUUGAGACAUUUUCACAAACAUUUUAGGACUAAACAAGUAUUCUGUCAUCAAUUCAGAUUUUAUUAUUCAUUUUGAGAAGGAUAUUAUAGAUAUGAAUAGGUUUAUUGAUAUAAGUAAUAGAAUCUUUAAUUUUUUUUAGGUGUAUCAAAGUACCCGAGUCGUUUUCCAGUGACGCACUUUAAGCACUCCUGAGCUGCUCUAGAGCGCCCCGAGCUGUUUAUAGGCGUUCCAGUGCGUCAGACUUUCGCGCAACUGAACUGUUCGUUUUUCCUCUCCCCUGCCCUCUCAAGCACCUGCAAUUUUAUGGGUGUAUCAAAAACAUCAAAACACGACACUUAAAGUAGGGUGUGUUCCAGUGAAACAUCAAUUGCUUGUCUUUAAGCACCUUAAAAUUCGUCACUGGAAAGCGGCUCAGGGUAUCAACAAUGUAUUUGUAAAUUUUAGAAGCCAUUAAGGCAUUGUUCUCUCUUCCAUACCCUUGUGGCAUAUAUUUUAAUUUUACUAUUAAAAUGCAACAUUCUGGAUCAAAAUAUAGACAUUGAAGACGUUUCACAAGAUUUGGUACUUUUAAUUUGUAUUCUAUACUUGAGCAGGUCAGGC